This is a messenger RNA of Symbiodinium sp. CCMP2592, 1584 nucleotides long. NCBI's taxonomy places the organism in Eukaryota, Dinophyceae, Suessiales, Symbiodiniaceae. The record is from the annotation of a GenBank genome assembly.
AUGAGCAGGGCUUGGUCAUGCUUGCUGCAUGCAUGGGCUUUCUGCUGGGCCUGCAUCCACAGCUUCUUUGAUGCCGCGCUCGUUUUCAUUUUUGCGUUGACGACCUUCCGCCCGAAUGGGCAUACAUGUUUGAUGAAUUUGCUGGUCUUGGGAGCUCAUUACGGUUUGGCAGACCCACAAAGCUGUAAACAACGAAUACAACGGGCGACUCUCGCUGCAUCGUGCCUGUCCGGGGCAAUAUUCUUGGAGUUGAGAAGCAGUGGCGAUGCCUGGGCACCACGAACGCGCGGAGCUGCAUGGUUGUCGCUGGCAGCAGGUGUUUUCUGCUUGCAGGCAUUUGCACCUCCCAGGGCCGAGCCACGAGACUCCGAGACUUUGAUGGGUGUUGUGCAUCGAGUGUGGAGAAGGACGCAUUUGCAAUCUUCGGAGAGCAGGUGUGGUAUGCCAGCACGAGCUGUGAAGGCUUUGUUCGGUGUUGAGCAUGCGGCCACCUGGACACGACGCAAAGCUGGUGACACAGAUGAACAGCGCGGCAGCUCAGCAGGGAUGCCGCUCCGACCGCAAGCUCAGUACCAGCUGGAAGCCGAAAGCAAGCAGAGAGCACAACGUCGAGACAGGAUCCAUCAAUGCAAGGACAGGAUCUCCGUGGGGUGCGCGACGUGGCUUUGGCGUUGGUUGUGGGAAGCUGUCCCUGCAGCCGCCCAAAUGGCAGGAAGGAAUGAUGCAGCUUUAUCUAAGUCUCGGCUGCAUUUGCAGCACGGUCAACACGCCAACCACAGCAUCUGCCAACAGGUGAUACAUACUCAAGCUGCUCAAAGGGUGCGAGAUCUGCCUUCGUGUUCGUUGGCGCAUGGGAAGCAACACGUAUCCUCCAGUUUCCGCGUCAGGCCAGUGCGGGAUGCUGUUUUUCCAGACGCCCCAAUGUCGGGAAAGGGCAAGGAAGAUGUGCUCCGCGAUGUUUCGCAACAUCAAAAAGAGAAUCUUCAGCCUCUACGCAAAGGGCUGCCAGUGCGUCAUCCAAAAGGGAUGCCUGGCCAUCUAUUCCCGGGGACCAGCGCUGACAGCAAAAUUGGUCUCCAAGGUAUCCCUGCCCCAGGCAUCAAUGCUUCAGCGACACUUGGCAUCUCUACUUGCGAGACGACUUCGGGUACGAGACCCAAAACGCAUCAGGAUGCAAUCCACACCCGGAGCGGAAAGUCGUCGGGGCAUCAGCGUGAGCCGCUUUUGGCCAUCAACGACAACAACAAUUUGCCGAGUUCAGAGCUGGCUGGGAAACAGGAGAGGCAGAUUUGCUUUGUCCAGAAGCCCGACGGCGGAUGGCGCUGCGCACAUCCGUUCUCCGAAAUUGCUGUUCGACGCAUUCAGGGCCAGGCUCCAGGCGAGGUCUUCGUAGAUCCAGAGUUCCGCUCGUGGCCGCAGGAGGAGGUGGCUGCCUUUAUGCGCAUUUGUGAGCAUGCUGAUGUGCAGCAUGCGCAGGUAAUGCAGAUGCUGCGGAAGCGCAGCUGGGAUUUGCAAGCGCGGGCAAAUUGCUGCCACAUUGGCCGAGCAGAACUCAAGGCGCGACAGCACACCAUGAAUGGGUGA